Messenger RNA from Candoia aspera, 3843 nucleotides. RefSeq names its product amyloid beta precursor protein binding family A member 2 (gene APBA2). The transcript has 13 exons. Gene Ontology annotation, biological process: chemical synaptic transmission. The coding region runs from base 159 to 2417 and encodes 752 amino acids. Gene Ontology annotation, molecular function: amyloid-beta binding; protein binding. NCBI's taxonomy places the organism in Eukaryota, Metazoa, Chordata, Lepidosauria, Squamata, Candoiidae. Gene Ontology annotation, cellular component: cytoplasm; dendritic spine; plasma membrane. The record is from RefSeq and is a predicted model, not a curated record.
CUCGGUGCGCGGAGCCGCAGCACAAAGAGCGGGGGUGUCGCUGCCGCUCCUCCCCGCCGUCCCCCCUCCCCAUCGCCGCCUGCGAGGGAGCCGCUCCGAGCCUCGCGCCUCGCCGGCCAGCCAGUGCAAAGAAAUGACUGUCAUUUGAGUUGUCAGCCAUGGCCAGCAGGAAAUGCCAAAGCACCACGGCUGCCAUGUUGGAUCAUCGGACAAGAGGCUGUCCUCCUUCCCCUCGUGGCCGAGCAGCUGAACACGCUGAAAGUCCUUCGGCGGAGGAAGAGGACUACGUGGAGAAGGAGGUGGCCGCGGUUUCAGCAGCUGGCCAAGGUGGCCUUCCCCCAGCAGACCCCGAGCGUAUUGAUAACAGUGGAGAUGGGGACUCCAGUUCGGAUUAUGUCAACAACACUUCGGAGGAGGAGGAUUAUGAUGAGGGACUUCCAGAAGAAGAGGAAGGCAUUACCUAUUAUAUUCGAUACUGUCCUGAGGAUGACAGUUACCUGGAAGGAAUGGACUGCAAUGGGGAAGAAUACGUCCCCCCAGAGGAGCAUCUUGUACAGACGGAUGAGUGCCAGGAAGCCAUCGAGGAAGGCGAGUGGGUGGAGGCCAAAAUACAGCACCAGGAUAAUGCAGCUGAAGCAGUGGGCUACCACGAAGGCUGCGUUCAGAUGCUGGAAGGGGAGGUGGCGUGUUUAGAAAUCCAGGACCAGGAGGAGACCAUCCAGUAUUGCCAUCAGAGUGAAGGGAGUUACUACUCCCCGGAAGCCAAUGGGAAUUCCCGUCGGAUGUCCCCUUACCACAGUAGGAAAGAAGAGGGGGAUUUGGAAGAGCAGGAGGAAGACAUUGAUCAGAUUGUUGCGGAGAUCAAGAUGAGCAUGAGUUUGAGUAGCAUCAACAGUGCACUGGAAAUGAGCCCAGAGCACGGUGGGACUGAAAAUGUGCCAAAUGACUAUGCAGAGACAUGCCACAGGGGGGACCCUGGCCACGCAGCUGGUCGGCAUCCAGGGAGGCCCAAGUCCUUGAACAUCCCCCCAGCCUCCAAGCAACUUGGAGACGUCCAGAGAGGCUUCAAAACCAAGUCAAAGACCCCCGAGGACAGGCAGACCUGGCCACAGGAACAGGUAUGCAAUGGCUUAGAACAGCCCAGGAAGCAGCAGCGUUCGGAUCUCAACGGGCCGAUAGACAACAAUAAUAUGCCAGAGACAAAGAAGGUACCAUCUUUCCCGAGCUUUGUGGAUGUUCCAGGACCUUGCGAGCCCGAGGACCUCAUUGACGGUAUCAUCUUUGCAGCCAAUUACUUGGGCUCUACCCAGUUGCUCUCGGAGCGCAACCCUUCCAAAAACAUUCGGAUGAUGCAAGCCCAAGAAGCAGUGAGCCGUGUCAAGAGGAUGCAAAAGGCAGCUAAAAUCAAGAAAAAAGCGACUUCUGAGGGGGAUGCACAUGCUUUGACAGAGGUGGACCUGUUCAUCUCCACACAGAGAAUUAAAGUUCUCAAUGCAGACACCCAGGAAACCAUGAUGGACCAUGCGCUGCGCACCAUCUCGUAUAUUGCUGAUAUCGGCAACAUCGUGGUUCUGAUGGCCCGGCGUCGGAUGCCUCGAUCAGCAUCCCAGGAUUGCAUUGAGACAACCCCUGGAGUGCAGGAAGGAAAGAAACAGUACAAAAUGAUAUGCCACGUCUUUGAAUCCGAGGAUGCCCAGCUGAUAGCCCAGUCAAUUGGACAAGCUUUCAGCGUGGCCUAUCAGGAAUUCCUCCGGGCCAAUGGCAUUAACCCAGAAGAUCUCAGUCAGAAAGAGUACAGCGACAUCAUCAACACCCAGGAAAUGUAUAAUGAUGAUCUGAUUCAUUUUUCCAACUCGGAAAACUGCAAAGAGCUGCAGAUUGCCAAACACAAGGGGGAGAUUCUUGGCGUGGUGGUUGUGGAAUCUGGCUGGGGUUCCAUCUUGCCCACCGUGAUCCUGGCUAACAUGAUGAAUGGCGGCCCAGCAGCCCGUUCAGGAAAGCUCAGCAUUGGAGACCAGAUUAUGUCCAUUAAUGGCACUAGCUUAGUGGGUCUUCCUUUAGCCACAUGCCAAGGAAUCAUUAAGGGUCUUAAGAAUCAGACGCAAGUGAAACUGAACAUUGUCAGCUGCCCUCCGGUCACUACUGUCCUAAUCAAGCGCCCGGAUUUGAAAUACCAGCUGGGUUUCAGCGUACAGAAUGGAAUUAUCUGCAGCUUGAUGCGAGGUGGGAUUGCAGAGAGAGGAGGUGUCCGGGUAGGGCAUCGUAUAAUCGAGAUCAAUGGUCAAAGUGUCGUUGCUACAGCUCAUGAGAAGAUUGUGCAAGCCUUGUCCAACUCUGUAGGAGAGAUCCACAUGAAGACUAUGCCUGCUGCAAUGUUCAGGCUGCUAACUGGCCAGGAAACGCCACUCUACAUCUGAUGGGAAACUCCUCAAGCAAAUCACAGCCUGCUGCCUAAGCUUAAACUUCCAGAGAAAUGUUGUAUUUUGUAGGAAACGGGCACGGUCUGAACCCAAAACUGGAUAAUCUGGACACUCAGUGGAUCCAGUUUCUUUGCCUUUUGUUUGUUUUUUCUUAGUUUACCUCUCCUUCCUUUUAACAUCUUGCCAAAAGAUGAAGCUCUUGUUAUGGCGAACGACCACCGACACCAUCUUUCCGAGAGAGAGGAGUGUCCCACCAGGCGAUUGGCCAACUCCAUCUUCAUGACUCAGGAUGAAGUCCACCAUGAAGUUGGUCAAGUCCCACUGCUGUUAUGGCCCUCUGUGUUGCAGAGGCACCUGCAUUGUUCUCCUGGGCGGACAGUGCUUGUAAUGCUUUACUCUAAGGAGACUCCAGCACGUCCUCUGUCCAUCUGCCACGUUCAGCCACGAGGCAAGGGCGAACAAGUCUACCGAAACAGGCCCUUUCCGACUGGGGCCGCCUCCACUGGACGGCACAUUUCAAAAAACCGAGUGGGCACGGACAGGUUAUUGCAGUGACUAAGGGUGGGUGUUGCUUUAAAGGGGGUGCUGGAGGGAGGUGGGGGGGGGAGAUUGUUCAUUGCUAUCAAGAGGAAAAAAAAACCCUGCUGUUGUCAUUGGUAUCCUUAUUGACAAGUGUAUCGUGACUUUUGAUGAAACGUGGUUUGUAUGUGAACUGGGAAGAACAAGGGGUUUCAGAGUGGAUGCGAGUGAUAUGGAAGAAUAAUUUUUUGGGAAUUAAAAACACUGCCACUGGAAAAAGCGAAAGAACUUUUGCAAUGCAAAUGCGGAAUAUUUAUUUAGAUGAGGUACACUUCUGUUUUGGAGACUGAACAUUUUUAACGAUGAAAAUACUGUUCCUAGAGUUUUGCAAGCAGCCUUUACCACCAGGGAAGUGGGUCCUGUUUUAUUGCCCCACCGCCUUCCAUAUCACCCUUUAGUUGAAUUUAAGUUCACCCUCGGAAAGCCAUGCUCAAAUACGACUUUUUUAUAUAAAAAUGUUUAAUAUCGUUCCGUUUGUCUUUUAUUCUCCUGAGCCAACAUGUCUGAAUGUAAACAGUGACUACGAAUGCAGAGUCUUUGCCAUCAGCAGUAUUAGAGAUUUGUGGCAAUGAUAAACUAAGGAAUAGUACAAUGUUGUGGUCAUUACGAGAUAAAUGUCAACUGAUGUAACCCUUUUGUCUUGAUUAUUUUCCUCCUUCCUCUCUCCUGGGGUCUAUGGCCUUGAAGGAAAAUGCCACUGUGAUACAAGAAGCCUUACCAUACAGUAACAAAAACCAUGGGAUUACUGGACUUCAAGGAAUAACACCGUAGAGCUCUGUUGCAUGCAAGUGACCCUAGGAGAGAAUUAAUCUAUACUCACUAAUAAAUUUGGAGUAAUAAAACA